GGACUACCCCUCGCUCUAUCUCUCACUAUAUUAAUCUCUCAGUAAGGCUUCGGGCAAGCUUAAAUAUCCCCCAAGGGAAAAGCAGUGAAUAUCAAUCAUGAAUUCUUAUUUCCUACUUCUCGUCUCCUAGCUCCGUGGUUCCUAGGUCUUCACUCCUCCUAUCCGACUUUCUGAUGCUCAUCAUGGGCUAUUCGUCUUGAUCACUCUACUAGACUCAGUCAUCCAUCGUAAACUCUCACCCGUCCAUUGCCUCACUUCACCCUGGAUAACGCAAAGGACGAAAAGAAGGUUCACUCGGGAGAGGAGCCAGUCCAUGCCUCGUCAACCGACAAUCACCAGAAGGGGCCUGGAUGCUUCGGUGUCAUCCUCGAGACCUACAGGUCUUUCUCCCCUCUUGAGAAGCGGAACAUUAUCAUCUACGUGGUCGGCAUCAUGCUGUACAAGUUCGGUCUCGAGGCUUUCAACGGAUCCAUCGUCGCCCUUGCCACCAACCGCUACGACUACGAGGCCUUUCUCAACAAGACUCCCUCCAGGACCUUCGCCCGAGUUGGCCUCCUGACCGGCCUGAAUCAAGCAUUCCAGUGCGUUGGAUCCAUCCUGAUCGCGCCGCUGGUCAAGCAUUUCCGCACCAAGAAUGUCCUCCUUUCCGCCGUCAUGAUCUUCGGUCUCUUCACUGCAGUUCUGUUGAUCGUUGAUGCCGCCACGGGUGGUUCCUUUGCCCCACCGGCGUAUCGGAAGAAGCACCCCAAAAACGACUUCAGCUACUAUGGCGACUACGCCAAUGAUGGGAUCAUCCCAAUCUAUACCUUCGCCGGGGUCGCCUACGGUAUGGUGGAGUUGAUCCGUCGCGUCAUCCCCCGCGACAUCGUCGGCGGCGACGUCCGCAAACUGCGCCUCAUGGAUGCGUUUGUCCACAUUCUCUACGAGGUUGCCGGAACGUCGGGGGCUUUCUGCACCGCGUUGGGGCUCAUCCCGCGGUUCGGCAACAACUACUCCUUCUUGAUCACGCCCAUCUGCUUCGCGUUUGCCGCGGUGGCGUGGUUCUUCAUCCGGGAAGAAAAGCGGGCCGCCCAGAUCGAAGGCGCGCUGGGGGAUCAGCCACCGUUCCUCAAAGCCGUGCUGGUUGGCUUCUGGCUCUUCAUCGAGUCUGUCUGGACCGGGGGGAAGAUUCUCUUCACAUCACGCAAGUUCGUUUGGUUGGUUCCGGGAUACGCCGUGGCGUUGUAUAUGCACCGAUACCUCGAAAACGGCCUCGCGCCCGCCAUUGCGCGUCGCUACCUGGGGAACUCGGCGUGGAGUCAGAUCGCCGUGGGCGGUAGCAACUUCGGAGAGCUGUUGGGGGCUGUGUCGGUGAUUCUCUUCGCCGGUUCCAUCCCAACCCCGAUGCCAUUCCUGCGUCUGGAUUCCCUCCUGCUUCUGAUUGUCUGGUAUUUAGGUUACUGGUAUCCUCCGAGCGGCGAGAUGAACCAGGCUUGGAUCAUGGCAGCAACCUUCAUCCCUAUCUCAUUCGGCUGGGCCGCAGGUGAUGUCUCCCUUGCGGCAUAUAUCCAAUCUUCGCUCGCUCGUGUGGAAUCGCGCACAACCAACGUAUCCGCCUUGGGUGCUGUCAUGGCCUUCCUAUACAGCUUCUACAUCGUCACAUACGCGAUCUGCUCGCCGCUGCUUGGAAAGUACAUCGAUUCGGUUAGCAAUAAGAACAAUGGCGACAUUCACCAGGCGGUCCGUAUGGUCGGUGGAGUCCACUUUACGGUGGCUUGUGUGCUUGUACUCUGUUCCACUUUCGUUCCAAAGGGUGCUUUGAGUUUGAACCCUCCUCUUCUAAGUGAUGGGCACUUGGACGAGAAGCCCAUCGUGGAUGGGGCCGUGAAAGAAGAGGCCAGGAAAGAAGGGGCCGUGGAAGAAGCCAUUGCAUCGAUAAAAUAGAGCACAAGGAAUUAAGCGCGCUGG
Messenger RNA from Eremomyces bilateralis CBS 781.70, 1947 nucleotides. RefSeq lists its product as uncharacterized. NCBI's taxonomy places the organism in Eukaryota, Fungi, Ascomycota, Dothideomycetes, Eremomycetales, Eremomycetaceae. The record is from RefSeq and is a predicted model, not a curated record. The transcript is spliced from 4 exons. Bases 433 to 1923 code for a protein of 496 amino acids.